Messenger RNA from Bombus terrestris (buff-tailed bumblebee), 1694 nucleotides. RefSeq names its product protein LSM12 homolog. The record is from RefSeq and is a predicted model, not a curated record. The transcript is spliced from 4 exons. Gene Ontology annotation, molecular function: RNA binding. Bases 46 to 657 code for a protein of 203 amino acids. Lineage: Eukaryota; Metazoa; Arthropoda; Insecta; Hymenoptera; Apidae.
ACAGAUGGCGAUAGGGAGUCCGCGGUUCUAAGUUCGUAGUGAAAAAUGGCCGGCGCCAACGAUUGUUUCAGCAUCGGGAGUACGGUGGCCUGUAAAACCUGUUACAAGGAGGAGAUCGAAGGCGAGGUGUUAGCAUUCGAUCCACAAACUAAAAUGCUAAUCCUAAAAUGUCCGUCAUCCAGUGGGUCACCAUCAUUAAACGAUGUACACAUAGUAAAUUUAUCCUUGGUAUCAGAGGUCCAAGUAAAGCGGGAAGUUAGCCCUACCACUAGCGAGCCACCACAAAGCCUUAAUUUACAAAAGCUGAACAGAAGAGUACGUAAUCAAAUUGAAGAGAAGAAAAAACUGGUAAUGGCUCUGCAGGCCGGAGUAUCUCCAGAGGGACAAAAACUCUUCAGUACUAUAUCAAAAACCAUCCCAGAAAUUACGUGGAAUGGACCAAAUAUUGUUGUAUUUGAUAAUGUCACAAUCAGACCACCAUAUAAAGUUGACAAUGUUCAUGGAAACAUAGAAUCUGGAGCAUAUAAACACGUAAAGAAAGUGGUUGAAAAACACAUUAAAGAUACGGAAGCGUCGCAACAGGCACAACAACAGCGGGAACAACAACAACAGCAACAGAAGCAAAAAGGAGAAGUUCCAGUCUUUGAGGAAAAGUAGGAAAUGACGAUAACGAGAUACUAAGAAAUUAAGAAAAAAAGUCACUGCAAAACUACUACAUAAGCCUAUCAAGAGAACCAGCAUCACAGAUUAAGUUCAAAUUUAUUUGAAUGAAAACGCAUUUCACAGGAAUCAAAUGUGAAUCGAUUAUCGAAAUUUUAAACGAGUAUCAAAUGUUUUGAUAAUAUCGUAUGAGCAGCAUUUUCAAAAUCAAUAAAACACACCAUACUAAACUUUUUAGUAAAGAGCAUAAUCUUUGACGAAGAAUGCUGUUUAUUGUAUCUAACAAGCUGCCAUACAACUUUAGGUUCUGCUGGAAUUACAUGUGCUCUGAUGCAGGUGUGUUUUAGUUUAGUUUAACAUUGUUAUAAAAUACGUUUAAUAGUUGUUUACAGAUUAUUGAUGUACAUGAUGGUAGCAUAAUUCGGUUGCCAUGUGAAUAUCAACUUUUUUAAAAAUACAAAUCGAUCGACGUGGUAUAAUUUAAGUCCGUAUGAAACGGUUCAAUAUAUUUUUAACUACUACACCACAAGUGGAAAAGUAACAAACGAUCAACGAAAAUUUUCAUACGCGAAACAUCCGACUUCAAUACUGAUUCAAAUUUUACGUUCACUCGCUGAUUGUAAUAUCAUUUCUUUUUAAUCGUUCAUUAUAGUACUGUCGAUCUCUUGUAAUUUGUGAACAAACAAACGAAGAGAAAAAAAAACAUGAUCGUCGCAAUUCGUUGCAAUUCAUCGCGCCUGCGUCGGCACGAGACGUAUUCGAUCGCAAUGUGACAUUGUAAACUGAAAAUGGAUAUCCCCUUGCAUAAAGCAAGCCAUAAAAUUGUUAUUUAAAUGAAGACAUCAAGCUUGGUUUGUGCAAGGGCAACCUAUACCUGUAACGAUAUAUUUACAGGUAAUUUCAUUUGCAAUGAUAAAAUAUAGAACUCGUCUCGUGCCCUUUACCUUUUGAACGCGGAAAGACAGAAGAAAAGAAAGAAAGAUGAUAAAAAUUAAUUACAUAAAAAGACACAAAUAAAUGUAAUAUAAAUUCUA